AUGAGACCUCUGACGCUCCUAGCAUGUUUGCUUCUGUAUCUAUUGCAAUCGCCAGCUGUCGCUGAGUCUGCAGUUGAAAAGACUGCUCAAAGCUUGAAUGAGCUUACCCUCGAGAUACAGGCUCUUCGCCGGCUGGUCAACAGAACCUAUACGGAAAAUCUUCGCAUCUUUAAAGCUCAGAGAGAGAUCGGAGCGAUUGCACGUAUGCAAUGUAUUGUGCCAGCUUUCACCUUUGCGAACAUAAUCAAUGCGUGGGACAACAGAGGCUGUUCGUACUGGUGCUUGAAAGCUGUCACCGAACAUCGUGAUGCAGUCGAUCAUCUCGAUCCAGAAUGCUUCGUGAGCAAUCCCGAAGCACCUUGGUUCAUGAUGUACUACAACUUGCAAGGCCACAUGACAGAGAAAGUCAUUACCGAGGGUGACCAGCCUUGGCGCACCAUCAAUGCUCUACAACAGGAGAGAUUUGCCAAGCUUUACCCGAAACGAGUAUGGGACCGAUCGCAUGUCAAGCAGCCUGGAAUGCUACCUGACUACAUCGACGAGAAAAGACCGCCAGAUAGGUGCAUGUGUAACUUUACACUCAUGGGGAAUCGGAUGUAUACACCGUUGUCUAAUCCCAGGCCUUGGAGUGAGGGCUCCAUCAUGGACUUCAACGCUUGCACCCUGCCAAGAACAGCAGCUCAGCUAGCUAUCGGGUAUUGGCAAAGUGAGUCCUACUCUUACGUUCAGCAGCACGUCGCGUGUGACGAAUACUUGAGGCCCGAGAAUUAUUCUGUUCCUGGGCUGGAACUCCCCAUUGUUCGCACUGGUGUAAAACACAAAGAUCGAGGAAACAGGUUUAUCGAUGGUAGAAUGGAUCUAUGGCGAUCAAUCAGCCUUGUCUUUGGGCUCGAUACUCCGCCACUGCCAUAUUUGUGA
Protomyces lactucae-debilis is the source of this 918-nucleotide messenger RNA. RefSeq lists its product as uncharacterized. The transcript has a single exon. Bases 1 to 918 code for a protein of 305 amino acids. Lineage: Eukaryota; Fungi; Ascomycota; Taphrinomycetes; Taphrinales; Protomycetaceae. The record is from RefSeq and is a predicted model, not a curated record.